Sabethes cyaneus is the source of this 3600-nucleotide messenger RNA. RefSeq lists its product as uncharacterized. The coding region runs from base 1 to 3600 and encodes 1199 amino acids. NCBI's taxonomy places the organism in Eukaryota, Metazoa, Arthropoda, Insecta, Diptera, Culicidae. Gene Ontology annotation, molecular function: nucleic acid binding; zinc ion binding. The transcript is spliced from 2 exons. The record is from RefSeq and is a predicted model, not a curated record.
AUGUACGGUGGUAAUGUCCCUCAUAAGCCCUCUAUGAUUUCCUACGAUACGAUUCCCAUUCAUAAUAUCAGACAACAGUCCGUCUCUCGCGAUUUUGAGCAAAUUCCUCUCGAUACUCAUCGCCAGCAAUGCAUUCCCUCAACCUACUAUGAUCAGCAGCGUGAUCCUUCAGCACGCUGUGUAAAUCCCAAUGUACAGUCUGCACCGUGUGUAGAGUGGUACCAGCCACAGCAACGACGACGAUGGAAUGCAGACCAGAACGGCCCGUCCCCGCAGCAGCUCGCGGCACGUCAGUCAUUGGCACGUGACCUUCCCCAGUUUUCAGGUGACCCUGCCGACUGGCCUAUUUUUAUCUCGAACUACGAGUAUACGACGACAUCAUGCGGGUACACGAACGGGGAGAACAUGCUCCGGCUACAACGGUGUCUCAAAGGACCUGCACUCGAAACAGUACGUAGCCGAUUGGUGUUGCCUGCUGCGGUACCGCAAGUAAUUGAAGCACUCCGUAUGCGGUAUGGGCGCCCGGAACUGCUGAUUAACGCGUUGCUGGAAAAGGUGCGCAAGCUUCCGGCUGUGAAGUCUGAACGGCUGGAACAAUUAAUAGAAUAUGGUAUGGCAGUGCAAGCUCUUUGCAAUCAUAUUGAAGCAGCCAAUGAACAUGCACACCUUUCGAAUCCAAUGCUUCUUCAGGAGCUCGUCGAAAAGUUGCCGGCCGAUCAGAAGCUGAUGUGGGCCGGGUAUAAACGAAAGUUCGGCGUAGCGGACUUGAAAAUAUUUAGCAAUUAUAUGGAAUCUAUUGUAACUGAUGCAUCUAGUGUAGUCCUGAUUGCGCCUGAGUCUAGUGGGAGCAAUGAUAAACCGAAACCAAGAGGAUACGUUAAUUCCCACACUAGAAACAACAUUGAUGCUCAAGUGUUGCCAACAGGCAAGCAAAUCGAAUGCAUCUUCUGCCGGAAGAUAGGUCAUCGGUUACGAGAAUGUCCGGAAUUCAAGGAUUUAAAUGUUGACGACCGGUGGCGGAAGGUUCGAGCAUUGUCACUGUGUCAGAUCUGUCUCUUCAGUCACGGUAGGCGAUCGUGUAGAAGCAACAACCGUUGCAACAUUGAUGGCUGUCAGUAUCGCCAUCAUCCAUUAUUACAUUCAGUGAGGCGAACUGUGGAAGCAGCUACCCCAGCUCAACAGGCAGAAAGUCACACUCAUCAGUAUAUCGGAUCGAGCGUCCUGUUUAGGAUCGUGCCCGUUACGUUGCAUGGGCAGACUGGUGAAGUAAAUACCUAUGCCUUCCUGGAUGAAGGGUCAUCGCUGACUCUGAUAGAGAACGGAAUUGCAGAACAACUCGGAGUCAAUGGAGCCACCCAGCCACUUUGUUUACGGUGGACGGGUAAUACGUCGAGAAUCGAGGAAAAGUCGAAGAUUGUCUCCUUAACUGUCAGUGGAGCGGGUUCGCAGAAGCGGUUUAAGAUGUCGAACGUUCGCACCGUGUCGAAUCUAAACCUGCCCAGCCAGAGCUUCCAAAUGGAGGAAGCUGCCAAGCAAUUCGACCACUUGAAGCAGCUACCGAUACAGAGCUACCGAAACGCCGUGCCGAAGUUGCUGAUAGGACUUGAUAAUUUACAUCUAGCCGUUCCAUUGAAGUCGAGAGAAGGUACUGGAAACGGACCAAUAGCAGUGAAAACAAGACUCUGGUGGUGCGCGUAUGGAAAGCAACAACCCGGAGUAAACGAUGAGCGUAGUUUCCACAUUUGCGAGUGUACUACAAAUAAAGAACUACAUGAUGCUGUCAAGCAGUUUUACGAAAUCGAAGAAAUAGGAUCGGGGAAUGUCACUCUGCGAUCAAAGGAAGAGCAACGCGCACUGGAUUUGUUGGCGCAGACGACGGUUCGUGUCGGUCAAAAAUUUGAAACCGGCUUGUUAUGGAAGGAUCCCGACGUGGAGUUGCCGGAUAGCUAUACAAUGGCGCUUCGCAGGCUGGAAUGCCUGGAGAGAAAAAUGUUACGUGAUCCAAGUUUGAAAGCGAACGUUCUCCAACAGAUGCAAGACUUUGUGAAGAAGGGUUAUGUCCAUAAAGCUACAACCGACGAACUAAAGAAAGCUGAUCCUCGACGAAUUUGGUAUCUCCCCAUAGGUGUCGUUACUAAUCCGAAGAAGCCAGGGAAAAUACGCAUUGUUUGCGAUGCUGCAGCCAAGGUGAGUGGAGUUUCACUGAACAGUGUGUUAAUGAAGGGGCCGGAUCAGCUGGUGCCGCUGUUGGGAGUACUAUUCCGCUUUCGGCAGUUCAAGGUCGCAGUGUGCUCCGAUGUGAAGGAAAUGUUUUUGCAGAUACGUAUGCGUGCUGCCGACAAGCAUGCGCAGCGAAUACUUUGGCGUACGGAUACAGUGCAUGAUCCGGAAAUCUUCCUGGUCGAUGUUGCUACGUUUGGGUCAACGUGUUCGCCAGCAUCGGCUCAAUUUGUUAAGAACCAAAAUGCGCGAGAGCAUAGCGACCGGUUUCCCAGAGCAGCAGAUGGUAUACUCCAGAGUACGUAUGUAGACGAUUAUCUUGACAGCUUUGGGUCGGAGGAAGAAGCUUGUCGUAUUUCUGAGGAAGUUCGUCAGAUUUUCCGUAACGGUGGGUUUCAAUUGAGGAACUGGAUUUCAAAUAGUGAAAGCGUACUACAGCACCUUGGUGAGACACAAGCUGCUGUCAGUAAAAGCUUAACGACAACGAGCAAUGAUGCUGAGCGCGUACUUGGGAUGUUAUGGGAUCCGUUGACGGACGAACUAUCGUUCAGUACUCGAAUGAGCGAUGAAGUUCAUUAUCUCCUGGAAAACGACAAGGUUCCAACGAAGAGGCAAGUGCUACGCUGCGUCAUGACCCUGUUUGACCCGUUGGGCUUAUUAGCAACGUUUCUAAUUCACGGGAAAAUCUUAAUACAAGACCUGUGGCGUGCUGGACUCGAAUGGGAUGCAGAAGUCAGCGACAGUCAGAGGCGAGUUAUAUGGACAGACAGUUUGGUUGUGCUUUCGUGGAUUCGUGCGGAUCCGAGAAACUAUCGACCGUUCGUGGCGAACCGAGUCGGUGAAAUCCUCGAAAACACGGUAGUCGACGAAUGGAGGUGGGUGCCAUCGGAGUUAAACCCAGCAGAUGAAGCAACAAAGUGGGGCAGCGGACCCUACUUCAGCAACGACAGCAAAUGGUUUAAUGGUCCAAAGUUCUUGAGUCUUCCGGAACGUGAGUGGCCGAGUCCUGCGGAUAUUGUCGUAGACACAGUUGAAGAAGGCCGGCCGUCAGUUCUCUUCCAUGCCAAUUGGAUUCCAGUGAUCGAUUACUACCGGUUCUCUAAAUGGGAAAGGCUGCAACGUAGUAUGGCAUUUGUGCUGCGAUUUAUUUCUAACACGAGAAAGAAAGGAGAAAAAAGCUCUGGGCAACUGACACAACAAGAGCUGUAUGCCGCCGACAUCGUGGUCCUCAAGCAAGUACAGAUGGAAGCCUUCGUGGAUGAGGUGGCGACACUAAGGAAUAAUAAAACAUUACCGGAAGACCAGCAGGAAUCAGUCGAGAGAACAAGCACCAUUUAUCAACUGAGACCGAUGAUGGAUGAACAGGGAUUGGUGCGGUAG